GUUCCAGUCUCCUCCUGCAAGACGUGAGGUGCACGAUGGUGGCGCGGCUGCGGCUGGACGCCGGCCGACUGCGCGCCGAGCUCAUGAAGUCCAGCGGCCAGGACCUGCUGCAAGUGGACGACCACAACGUCAGGCUCACGUAUGACGAUAAUGAAUCAAAUAAAGAGCCUGAAACGAUAACAUUGACUGCAAACGUAAUACGUAAUUUGAAGGACAAAAUUAGAAAUGACCUAAACGAGUGGAUUAAAGAUUACUUCAACGACUACUACGCGUAUCACGGACCUCAGUAUUUAGCCGAUGACAGAUACCAAAAGUUUGACAACGAUCGUAUCGGGCUAACAAACAACUACACCGACAAUGUUAUAAAGACGUUGAGGCAGCGGCUGCCGAGAGUCUUGGAACUUCCAGACUUCACCAUCACGACGGUUAAUGCAAUGAGAAUAUCAUUAACCAGUGGAACAGUACAAGGUUUGAACUCGCUGCACCGACGGUCUAUGGCAACCGACUUCCUCGACACAAGGUUCAACAGGAGGGUCGUUGAAACAGUCGUCGGCUUCAGUGGCGUGAGGUUAACGUAUAAAUUUGAAGUUAAAUUUGACCAAAAAACCAAGAGAGGUAACUUUCACCUAACGUUCAAUGAAAUAACAUCGCAUAUGUGCCUCAUGCUCUACAAUUCGAAACAAAAGCACAAGUUGUACUUCAAUGACAUUGAAAUGAGCGAGCCGGCCGCAGCCGUGGACGGUGAAGCCCAGCAGCACGUGGCAAGGUUCAAGUACCUGGUGGAACAUGAGCUGAAGACGAUCCUCAAGCAUUUGUUGAGGGAGGUUAUCCUGAAGAUGCGCUAUAUCACGGAGUGCGAUUAUCCCCGGAUAAACAAGCUGAAGCCUAGUAAUAACAUCUUCGGUAACUCAAACACCUCAGAGGAACCAAACGACGGAUAGGAUUAAGAGUUUUGACUAUAAUAAUACU
Molecule: messenger RNA, 969 nt
Organism: Plutella xylostella (diamondback moth)
Lineage: Eukaryota; Metazoa; Arthropoda; Insecta; Lepidoptera; Plutellidae
Source: RefSeq, a predicted model, not a curated record